Messenger RNA from Strongylus vulgaris, 874 nucleotides. The record is from the annotation of a GenBank genome assembly. NCBI's taxonomy places the organism in Eukaryota, Metazoa, Nematoda, Chromadorea, Rhabditida, Strongylidae.
CUGGCGAGAUACAAUCAUCUCAAAGGGCAAGUCUUACUCUCAUUGUACGCUCAGGGCCUUUCCCUCAUAAGAAAAUGUGUAGAUCGGAGUUUUCAAUGUGUUGAAAGAGCUAGGAUUCCUCGGUCUUUACAAAGGGGCUCGGGCCUGCUUUCUUCGCGAUAUCCCAUUUUCGGCCAUCUACUUCCCAGCCUACGCUCACGCAAAGUUGGCCAGUGCUGACUCAGAUGGCAUCAAUCAUCCGGGCUCCCUUUUUGCUUCCGCCUUCAUAGCCGGUGUUCCGGCGGCUGGUCUGGUAACACCUGCGGAUGUAAUCAAGACGAGGUUGCAAGUCGCAGCGAGAGCAGGACAGACCACUUACUCUGGAGUCAUUGAUUGUGCUCGUAAAAUCAUGGUAGAAGAAGGUCCAGCAGCGUUCUGGAAAGGAACAGCAGCCCGCGUUUGUCGUUCCAGCCCACAGUUCGCAGUGACCUUGCUCACAUACGAGGCGAGUUGUUUUACCGAAUCUAUUCUUUUGGCAUUAUCUCUUUACCAUAUUCAGGGCAUCAAUCAUCCGGGCUCCCUUUUUGCUUCCGCCUUCAUAGCCGGUGUUCCGGCGGCUGGUCUGGUAACACCUGCGGAUGUAAUCAAGACGAGGUUGCAAGUCGCAGCGAGAGCAGGACAGACCACUUACUCUGGAGUCAUUGAUUGUGCUCGUAAAAUCAUGGUAGAAGAAGGUCCAGCAGCGUUCUGGAAAGGAACAGCAGCCCGAGUUUGUCGUUCCAGCCCACAGUUUGCAGUGACCUUACUCACAUACGAGGUGUUGCAAAGAAUCUUUUAUGUGGAUUUCGGUGGUCUUCGACCAACUGGAUCGGAGGUAUGUGUUUGCUCAGCCUAA